Molecule: messenger RNA, 468 nt
Organism: Chlorocebus sabaeus (green monkey)
Lineage: Eukaryota; Metazoa; Chordata; Mammalia; Primates; Cercopithecidae
Source: RefSeq, a predicted model, not a curated record
AUGCAGGCCUCAGGCCAGGGGCACAGGGGCGCGGCGGGCGUCACUGAUGGCCCGGGGCCCUGGCGUCCUGGUGGCCCAGGGGGCGUGCUGGCAGCCCAGGAGGCGGGUGCUGCGGGCGGCGGAGGUACUCAGGGCAUCGCGGCAGCAAGGGCCUCAGGGCCAGGAGGAGGCGUCCCUCGUGGGCCACGUGGUGGCCCGGCUUCAUGGCUGAAUGGAUGCUGCAGAUCUCUUGGGACCAGGAGGCCGGACAGCCGCCUGCCCAGGUUCUACCUCACCAUGCCUUUCCCGACACCCAUGGAAGCAGAGCUGGCCCACAGGAGCCUGGCCCGGGAUGCCCCACCUCCCGUGCCAGGGGGUGCUCUGAAGGAGUUCACCGUGUCUGGCAACAUACUGACUAUUCGACUGAUUGCUGCGGACCACCGCCAGCUCCAGCCUCCAUCAUCCUGUCUCCUGCAGCUUUCCUGUUGA